Messenger RNA from Periconia digitata, 1794 nucleotides. NCBI's taxonomy places the organism in Eukaryota, Fungi, Ascomycota, Dothideomycetes, Pleosporales, Periconiaceae. The record is from the annotation of a GenBank genome assembly.
CGUCUUUUUUGGAUAAGCAACAAGACAUCCCCAUUUCACAUUUCCGAAAUGUCGUCUAAACAGAAGACACUAAAAAAGCCAAAGGCUGCAAGAGAAGCUGAACGAGAAGCGCGAACUGUACCCACGGCAACCAUCUUGAAAAAUGUUGGAAAAGCGGCCGCGUUACUGCUCCUUGCAGGCAUCUCCUCUCCCGUCUCCCAGCUCAACCUUUCUCCUGUCUAUGGCUCGAUUCCAGCGUCAUUGCAUCACCAGAGAGCAAUGACGGUCACGGCGCUCGCAGCUCUGAUAGGGCAGGGAGCUUUGAAGAGAUAUGUCCCAAGCUCCAUUGGCGAUUAUAUUGCUGUCAUUGCCUACUGGUCGCCUGUCAUCCAAUUCCUACUCUUCCCUUAUAGCGGCAAACUAGGAAUCGAAUACGGCCCUCUGGUCACCGAAAGUCUCACAUAUUUCCCUUUGCUCUUCCUGUCCUUAGUUGCUGCAGGCAAUCUCUUGGACUGCAUUGACCCCAGUCGACUUAGCCUGCCUUCGUCACUCAAGGAGAUCGUCAUUCCCAUUACGUCCUACUUCACUGUCUCUACCAUCUCGAAAGCUGCGGGCGCCACAAUUCCCUCCUUGGUUGGAAACCACCUAUACUUUACUCGAAUAGGCUUUCAAAUGCUGAUUGCUUCAGCUUCUGCCUUUUUGACGCCAUCCAGAAUUGUCCUCUUCGCCUUUCCAGCUAUUCUGCAUUCUCUGUGGGCCAAUCCUCACUUCCCAUCGGAAAGCGCCUUCCAGAAGGCCAAUGCGACUCUGUAUGCCCGCCAAAACUACACGAUUUUGGCUCGCCAGGAAUCUCUUACCGGAUAUGUUUCUGUGAUGGAGAGCCAAGCAGAAACCGGAUUCCGAGUGCUUCGCUGUGACCACUCUCUCCUUGGUGGAGAAUGGCUGGUGACCCCCGCAUCCUACGAGAAGGGCCAACGCAAACGCGAGACCAUCUUCUCUGUCUUCGUCCUCCUCGAGGCCGUCCGCCUUGUCAAACCCCACAAGAGCAUCUCAUCUGCACCCGUCCCAGACAACAAGAAAUCCGCUCUAGUCAUCGGCCUAGGCAUCGGAACCGCUCCCAACGCCCUCAUCUCCCACGGCAUCAACACCACCAUUGUCGAACUCGACCCAGUAGUCCACCACUACGCCACCAAAUACUUCGACCUCUCGCCCAAACACACAGCGGUCAUCGACGACGCCGUCACCUACGUAGACGCCAAACACAAAACGCACCCCGGCUCCUUCGACUACAUCGUCCACGAUGUCUUCACAGGCGGCGCCGAGCCCGUCGCCCUCUUCACCGUCGAGUUCCUGCGCGGCCUCUCGGCCCUCCUCGCCGACGACGGCGUCAUCGCAAUCAACUACGCCGGCGACCUCUCCCUAGGCUCCACCCGCCUCGUCCUCAACACCAUCCACGCCGUCUUCCCCGCCUGCCGUCUCUUCCGCGACUCCGCACCGCCGCCCGAACUCAAAGAAGGCGACGCUGAUUUCAUCAACAUGGUCAUGUUCUGUAUCAAGGGCGACGAGUCCAAACACGCGAUUCAGUUCCGCGAUGCCAACGAGGAUGAUCUCAUGGGCAGUUUGGCGCGCAGGAGCUACUUGCAGCCCAGGGAGGAGUGGGAGGUCAUUUUUGAUUUUGUCCCUGAAAGUAACGGCGGGAAAAUCAUGGGGAGGACGGAUGUGGGCGAGCUGGAGAAGUUCCACAAAGAGAGCGCGGUGAACCAUUGGAAGGUUAUGAGGGAGGUGCUUCCCGAGGAUGUGUGGAAUACGUGGUGA